Fusarium musae is the source of this 291-nucleotide messenger RNA. RefSeq lists its product as uncharacterized. The coding region runs from base 1 to 291 and encodes 96 amino acids. The transcript is spliced from 2 exons. Lineage: Eukaryota; Fungi; Ascomycota; Sordariomycetes; Hypocreales; Nectriaceae. The record is from RefSeq and is a predicted model, not a curated record.
AUGUCUACUGUGCUUUCAGCUCGCGGCGACAGUGCCGUCACCACCUCUUACAAGAAAUCUCAGACUCAAGGCAGCAUGACCAUAAGGCCCCCAUCUGCCACUGAUCUAUCCGCUUGGAUGUAUUUGCCCAUAUAUGGCGACAUUCCUGGCAAGUCUCUAGACCAGCUCAUGGUCGAUUUCGCAUCGGAAGCUGCAACUAUCAAGACUGUGGCGGUGUAUGAUGGCAGCGAAAAGGUAUUGGAGGAGCGGGAGCUUGGAAAGAGAGAGACUUUUGGUAUUUCUGGAGAUUAG